UGUUGGCACAGUUAUCGAUAGGCGAACGGUGCUGCGUGUACACAAUCAAACACAUGUUUGCAACAACAAAAAUAAUAGAAACAAGCCGAGGCAGCAAAAACAACAACAACAAGAACGGCGCACAGCACAUAUGCUCGCUCCGUGGAUGUAGAAAAUAUAGAAACACAUUUCCAAAUUGCGAAGCGAAUUGCUGUGAUCUACUGGAAACCGCACUUGGGGAGGAGAGGCAGCGGAGAGCAGAGGAGCGCCCGAGUAACCGCCUCCGUCGCGUAAUAAUAGUUGGGGCAGCAGCCCAUCAUCGGCCUGGACGUUCCGGUUCGGGUUGAGAUCUCGCGUGCCCGACGCCGCCGCCGCCCGGCAAUAACAAUAACAAAUUCGCUUUUAAUUGAAAUUUAUUUGUUGUGAUGCGGCUGCCACUGGGGGCAGCCCGUAGAGUGUAGUCGUAGACCGUAAACCAUAGUCCGUGGUCCGUAGCCAGUAGCCAGUCGCCAGUUGUCAACCUUCAUUGCCGCCACGCCCCCCAAAUCUUAAUUAACCGGAGGAGCAACGCGACGCUAAAGAAUUGAGCAUGUUAAUAUGUUAAUUGGAAGCAAUCAAUGUGCCUGAAGCCCUCGCUCGAAUCGAACGCGAACGGAAGCGAUCCCGUGGAGUCCGCAUCGGAAGAGCGGUUAGUCUAGCGAUGGAAGCCAUGGAGGAGGAACGCAACGAGAAGAAGGUGCUCUGCGAGAAGAUCAUUCGGGACAUCAAUGCGGUGUUCCUCAAGGAUCAGGAUCUCGCCUCCUUCGAGAUCAUUCCCAAGGAGACCAAUUGCAACAAGUCUCCGGUGGUGCAUGUGGAGCACAAUCUGGGUCUGGAGUCGUGGUGUGCCCAACAUGUCUACGAUCAUGCCCAUCGAACUCUUAUCUCACACCGGCGUCAGUCGUCGCAGCAGCAGCUACGAACCCUUCAGCAGCAGCAGCAGAGCGAUGUUCUGGCCAAGUACCUGAAUGUGGCGCUGCUAAUAAAUCCCGAUGUAACCACCUUCUGGCACAUCCGCCGCCAGCUGGUGCAAAAGAAUCGGCUGAGCAUCAACAAGGAGCUGCAGUUUUCUGCCCUGGUGCUCUCCAUCAAGCCAAAGUCCAACGAGGCGUUCGCAUAUCGGCGUUGGCUCUACUCCUUUCAAAGUGCCGAUGCCAUCGACUGGCCUAAUGAGAUUGGCAUUUGCGAGCGGGCGGCCGACCGCUGUGCCAGCAACUACCACGCCUGGUCGCACCGCCAGUGGAUCCUGCAGAGCGGCCCGUGUCUGCUGCAAUCGGAGUUGCUGCGGACGGAGAAGUUUAUGCGGAAGCACAUCAGCGACUACAGCUGCUACCAUUAUCGCCAGGUUCUCCUUGGUCGCGCCUACGAGCUCUGCUUCGCCCUGCCCACCGACCCUGGGCCCAAUUGCCCGUCCCCGUUGGCUAGUCUGCAGCAGCUGCUGGCCAACUAUGGCCUGAAGGGGGCAGACAAGGCGGAGGACAUGCUGGAGCUGCUGCUGCCCAAAAUGGAUCGCAAUGCGGUAAGCAGCCAGAGGCUACGCUCCUUUCUCUAUUGUUGCAAUGUGGCCGCCAGCGAUAUGCGCCUGUGCGCGGAGCAGCAAGCCAUGUACGGGCCCCGGGAUUGCUUCGAGCUGCAUCGCCGGGCUGCGCUCAAAUUCAUUGUGGAGCAGUGCGUUCGCCUCGAGGCAGGCAUGGGAGCGGCCCAUUCAGUGACGGCGGAUGACUUGCAAGCACAUUUGAGGCAGCUGGACUUUGAGUCGCAUCCCUUUCUGGCCGCCGUGCGACGGGAGGAGUCGGCGCUGGGCGCCAAGCACCGACGCUGGUGUAACCUUCAUCUGAGCUUCGGCUAUCCGGCGGAUUAGUCAUCGGUCGGCGGGACCUGAAACAUUGUGAAAAGCUCAAAGCUGCGGAUCAAGUAGUUUCUCGCGGCGCGGAGGAACUCAAAUCAAUCUACCCCAUAGGAUUACGUACUCUCUCUUCGUCUGGUCCCGUUCCCGUCCUGGAUUCGUCUUCAAUUGGAACCAGAUCGAUGCGGCUAUUGAAGCUCAUACAAAAUGCAUCCUAAGGAAAAUCUUGUCGAAGGAAAAAAGGAGGAAGCUAUUGUAAUGGAUCGAGAAACGGGAAACGGGAUCAGGACUCUAUAUAUACUCUCUCUAUAUAUAUUUAUGUAUAUGUAUAUGUAUAUGUAUUUACGCCCCCAAAGACAAAUGUUCAACCACUAGCCCGAUAUGAGACGGACUCCAUGGGGUCCGGAUCCCACCAAUUGCAUUUCGAUAUCUAUGUUAGUGUUAAACUGUUCGACUCUGUUCUCGAUCUGAUAUAUCUGGCACGACUUGUUAUCUCUAUCCCCGUGGCCAGAUGUACGAUUUAAUCAAUUAUCGCCAUGCCAUGCACGUGUUUGUUGUUAGCUAAUUUGCAGUUAGUUUUAAAUAAAUCCAACCAACAGACGACAGGAGGUGGUCGCUCAAUGGGUGGUGGGAGGCUCGGCAUUAGGGUCAGGAGGCCAUGCACGGUGAGAAAUUAGUGGCCUCGGAUAAGGCAUAUGAAUGUAAAUGGGUUUAAGUGAUACUUGAUUUCAUAACGGAAGAAACUAUAACUUUAAUAAUCUAGUGAUCCAUGAAUCGAACAAAAGUGGAACUGUCAAAGAGGUAUAGCCCUGCCCUGUAGCUUCUAGCUCAGUAUCAAUCGUGUCUAGCUAAGGAAAACACACAUACAGAACUACUCAGAAGUUUUUUGAUAUUAUUAAAUAUAAUUUUGUAAAAGUACGAUUUCUAAAUUCUUCGAAAGAUUCCUUCAAUCAUGGCAAAGAAUAAGAUACUUGGAUGGCUGGGCGCAAUCCAAGGCAUCAGAGAUAUCGCCGGUAUUGCGUUGUUUUCAUUCCG
Messenger RNA from Drosophila serrata, 2899 nucleotides. RefSeq names its product protein prenyltransferase alpha subunit repeat-containing protein tempura (gene temp). Gene Ontology annotation, cellular component: cytoplasm. The record is from RefSeq and is a predicted model, not a curated record. Gene Ontology annotation, biological process: protein prenylation. Lineage: Eukaryota; Metazoa; Arthropoda; Insecta; Diptera; Drosophilidae. Gene Ontology annotation, molecular function: protein prenyltransferase activity.